AUGGAAGAAAGCCCUAUAACAAACACCCAAGAUAAUACCGACGAGGAAGAUGGAGCUCGAGACUGGGAUGGAACGCUUCACUGGGAUCUCCAACAGCAUCCGCUCUAUAAAGAAGGGUAUCGAGUCCGUGACAUCCUAUUCGUCCAGCGUGCCUUUCUCGCUGCCAUCUCAACUGGAAUAAAGGACCUCGUCAACUGUUUUCUUGAUUACGGAGCGGUAGCAGGAUUUACCUUUCCUGUUAAUGAAAAACACCCACUACCUGUUUCUUUCGCGAUCAGACACGGCUAUGAUGAGAUAUUCGAUUUACUUAUCGAGCACAAGGCCCGUACAUGUGGCGGAGAUGAGUGUCCCAUUGUUGAGGCCGUCAAAUAUCACCGUUUUCAUGAGCUUCGCGUCUUGGUCAGACUUGGAGUAUGCGGGCACUGGGACGAAGCGCUUUCCCUUGCGUUAGAUACUCGGCCCAUGUUUGAUCUUAUGGUGGAAAACGGGGUCGAAAUCAAUAAGUAUGGUCAUGUGGCUUUAUAUGGAGCUAUUACUGGAGGGAAGAAAGACUGGGUUGAGUUCCUCAUCUCUGAAGGUGCUGACCCCAACCUCUGUCUAUCGACGGAAAGCGUUAUUGGAGACGGAGAAAGGAAGUAUAGCUCAAUAUACCAUGCUAUACUUCAUGGUCAUUUGGAUGUAUGCAAAUUUCUGAUUGAGUAUGGCGUACAGCCUGAGGAGGAUGAUCUUCAACUAGCGCGGGAGAAGGAAUACGAUGAAAUUGUGGGUAUUCUCUCUGGGUUUUCCUAUGUGGAUGUGCCUGAAAAGGAGGACCUCAUUACAAGGUGGAUAAACACCCAUAGCUGA
Molecule: messenger RNA, 846 nt
Organism: Aspergillus udagawae
Lineage: Eukaryota; Fungi; Ascomycota; Eurotiomycetes; Eurotiales; Aspergillaceae
Product: ankyrin repeat protein
Exons: 1
Coding region: 1-846 (281 amino acids)
Molecular function (GO): protein binding
Source: RefSeq, a predicted model, not a curated record